Messenger RNA from Microsporum canis CBS 113480, 786 nucleotides. RefSeq names its product reduced viability upon starvation protein 161. The coding region runs from base 1 to 786 and encodes 261 amino acids. The transcript has 5 exons. The record is from RefSeq and is a predicted model, not a curated record. Gene Ontology annotation, cellular component: actin cortical patch; mating projection tip; Rvs161p-Rvs167p complex. Gene Ontology annotation, biological process: plasma membrane tubulation; actin filament organization; actin cortical patch localization. Lineage: Eukaryota; Fungi; Ascomycota; Eurotiomycetes; Onygenales; Arthrodermataceae. Gene Ontology annotation, molecular function: lipid binding; protein binding.
AUGUCUUGGGCCGGAUUUAAGAAGAAUGUCAACCGGGCGACGACCCAGGUGAUGAUGAAGACCGGUCAUGUCGAGAAGACCAAUGAUCGCGAUUAUGAGAUUGAAGAGAGACGCUACCGCACAAUGGAGUCUGCCGCAAACAGACUACAAAAGGAAGCAAAGGGAUACCUAGACUCAUUACGAGCUAUGACUGCUUCUCAGAUGCGAAUUGCCGAGACUAUCGAUGCUUUUUACGGCGAUGCUGGAGCCAAGGAUGGUGUUAGCAGAAGCUACAAGCAGGCUGUUGAAGAUCUGGAUGCUGAAACAAUAAAGGCGCUCGAUGGACCCUACCGAACAACCGUUCUUGACCCUAUUUCUCGUUUCUGCGCAUACUUUCCCGAUAUAAACGAAUGUAUCAAGAAGCGUAACCACAAACUCCUCGACUACGACUCCAUGCGCGCCAAAGUCAAGAAACUCGUGGAAAAGCCAGAUAAGGAUGCCUCCAAGCUACCGCGCGCCGAAAAGGACGCCGAAAUGGCCAAACAGGCCUAUGACCAGUUAAACGAACAGUUAUACAAUGAGUUACCGCAACUUAUCGAUCUCCGUGUUCCGUAUCUUGAUCCGUCGUUUGAGGCUCUGGUCAAGAUUCAGCUCCGUUUUUGCGCCGAGGCAUAUAGCCGUAUGGCCCAGGUUCAGCAGUACCUUGACUCGGACACGAGAGAAGAGUAUGCUUCCGGCAACCUGGAUAAUAAGGUAGAACAGGUACUGCAGGAGAUCAGAGAUUUAAGCAUUGCCGGAACAGUGUGA